Molecule: messenger RNA, 1559 nt
Organism: Acomys russatus (golden spiny mouse)
Lineage: Eukaryota; Metazoa; Chordata; Mammalia; Rodentia; Muridae
Gene: Pla2g15
Product: phospholipase A2 group XV
Exons: 6
Coding region: 127-1365 (412 amino acids)
Biological process (GO): ceramide metabolic process; phosphatidylcholine metabolic process
Cellular component (GO): lysosome
Source: RefSeq, a predicted model, not a curated record
AGAGGCGGGCCCUAAUUGACUGGUGGCUACCAGCGGUGGGGUUGAGCCCGACGCAGCGGCCCCGGCCUAGGCAGGAUUCCUGUGCAUUAAAGCAGCACCUUGGACUUGCUACCACAGUCUCACGCCAUGGAUUGCCAUCUCUGCACUUGUCGCGCGACCCAGCUCCGGAGUGGCCUUCUGUUCCCCCUGCUUCUGCUGAUGAUGCUGGCAGACCUCGCGCUCCCGGCCCAACGUCACCCCCCGGUGGUGCUGGUGCCUGGUGAUUUGGGCAACCAGCUGGAAGCAAAGCUGGAUAAACCGAAGGUGGUACACUACCUUUGCUCCAAGAGGACGGACAGCUACUUCACGCUCUGGCUGAACCUGGAGCUGCUGCUGCCUGUCAUCAUCGACUGCUGGAUAGACAACAUCAGGCUGGUUUACAACAGAACAUCUCGGGCCACCCAGUUUCCUGUUGGUGUGGACAUACGUGUCCCUGGCUUCGGGGAAACAUUUUCUGUGGAGUUCCUAGACCCCAGCAAAAGGAAUGUGGGUUCCUAUUUUUACACUAUGGUGGAGAGCCUUGUGGGCUGGGGCUACACACGAGGUGAAGAUGUCCGAGGGGCUCCCUAUGAUUGGCGCAGAGCCCCAAAUGAGAACGGGCCCUACUUCUUGGCCCUCCGAGAGAUGAUCGAGGAGAUGUACCAGCUAUAUGGGGGCCCAGUGGUGCUGGUCGCCCACAGCAUGGGCAACAUGUACACGCUCUACUUUCUGCAGCGGCAACCACAGGCUUGGAAGGACAAGUAUAUCCGUGCCUUCGUUUCACUGGGCGCGCCCUGGGGGGGUGUGGCCAAGACCCUGCGUGUCCUGGCCUCAGGUGACAACAAUCGCAUCCCUGUCAUUGGGCCGCUGAAGAUCCGGGAACAGCAGAGAUCUGCGGUCUCCACCAGCUGGCUACUGCCAUACAACCACACCUGGUCACAUGAAAAGGUAUUUGUGUACACGCCCACGACUAACUACACGCUCCAGGACUAUCACCGCUUCUUCCAGGACAUCGGCUUUGAGGACGGCUGGCUCAUGCGGCAGGACACGGAAGGGCUGGUUGAAGCCAUGAUGCCACCUGGUGUGGAGCUGCACUGCCUCUAUGGGACUGGCGUCCACACGCCAGAAUCUUUCUACUAUGAGAACUUUCCUGACCGUGACCCAAAAAUCUGCUUUGGUGAUGGUGACGGCACAGUGAACUUGGAGAGUGUCCUGCAGUGCCAGGCCUGGCAGAGCCGCCAAGAGCACAAAGUGUCAUUGCAGGAGCUGCCAGGGAGUGAACACAUCCAGAUGCUGACCAAUGCCACCACCUUGGCGUAUCUGAAACGUGUGCUUCUCGAACCCUGAUUCCUGUGCCAGGCGGGGCUGCUGGAUGGCUGGACCACUGAGCUUAUCUUGGCCUCUGAUCCUUUCUUUCAUGGCCUACAAGCUUGACAAAGUUUGUGACCAUCAUUCAAGGUCCUAAGUCUUAGGCUGGGAGGUAUCUGCCCAGGGGAGUGCUGUUUUUCGCCUUCUUAGGUAAAAUAGCUCUGAAGAAGGAA